This is a messenger RNA of Dovyalis caffra, 1866 nucleotides long. The record is from the annotation of a GenBank genome assembly. NCBI's taxonomy places the organism in Eukaryota, Viridiplantae, Streptophyta, Magnoliopsida, Malpighiales, Salicaceae.
AUGGGAGGUUCAGAAUCUGAUCCUGGAAAAGAUACGAAUAAGCUGACAAAUAGAACAGUCUUGGUUCAGAAUAAAGUGUUCGACUAUCUUCUAUUGUUGGGCGUCGAAAGCCAAUGGGCUCCUAUUCCUGUACGCUGUGUGGCAUUGCGGUGCACUGGUGAUUUGAUUUUCGGACACCCCAAAAAUCUGGAUGCUCUUGCAAGCAAAGUUCUUGGUGAGGAGCCACAAGUAGAACCUGCUCUGAAUUCUAUUCUUCGAAUCAUUUUGCGGACAUCCAGUGUGCAAGAGUUUAUUGAAGCUGACCAUGUUUUUAAGAGCUUUUGCGAGAGAAAUUCUGAUGGUCAGACAAUGUUAGCAUCCACAUUAAUACCUCAACCAUAUUCAAUGACUCAUGCUCCCAGUGAAGAGGAUGUGAAAAUGUCAUUUGGAAGCAUGCUGUUACAUGGUCUUACUUCGGGUGAAAGUGAUGGUGACCUUGAGACUUGUUGCAGGGCUGCUAGUGUGCUUUCUCAUAUACUCAGGGACAAUGUCCAGUGCAAGGAAAGGGUACUACACAUUGAGCUUGAGUCAGCCACACCAUCCUUAGGACCUCCUGAACCUCUAAUGCACCGCAUGGUGAAAUACUUGGCCCUUGCUUCCAAUGUGAAAAAUAAAGAUGGAAAGUCAAGUACAAGAGAGAACUCGUAUGUUCAGCCAAUUAUUUUGAAAUUGCUAGUGACCUGGCUAGCCGACUGCCCCAAUGCAAUCCAGUGCUUCCUAGCUUCACGUCCCCAUCUAACGUAUUUGCUUGAGUUGGUGUCAAAUCCAUCUGCAACUGUGUGCAUAAGGGGGUUGGCAGCCGUUCUCUUGGGGGAGUGUGUUAUUUACAACAAGUCUGGUGAGAGUGGAAAGGAUGCUUUUACAGUAGUUGAUGCCAUAAGUCAGAAGAUUGGACUCACAUCAUACUUUCUUAAGUUUGAUGAAAUGAUGAAAAGCUUCCUUUUCUCCUCUGUUAAGCCAACAAAGCUUCAUAAACCAUUGACAAGAUCUGCUGCUGCUAGUAUGGCAGAGAUUGAAGAUGUUGAUGAGCUGGAUGCAUCUGACCAGAAGAAUGAUGAUCAUCCUAUUCUUUCAUCAGUAUUUGAUUCUCACUUUGUCAACUUUGUCAAGAUGUUGGAAGGAAAUAUCAGAGAAACAAUUGUAGAUGUAUACAGUCGUCCAAAGAGUGAGGUGGCUGUUGUACCUGCAGAAUUGGAGCAGAAGAGUGGAGAAAGUGAGAAAGACUACAUAGAACGGCUGAAAUCAUUUGUGCAGAAGCAGUGCUCUGAGAUACAGAAUCUUCUUGGUCGAAAUGCAACUUUGGCUGAGAACUUGGCCAAGACUGGUGGGAGUGUCUCUUCUCAACCUGAGCAAAGGACAAGUGGGGGCUUAGACAGAGUCCAGGCAGAGACACUCCGGAGAGAUAUUCAGGAAGCAUCUCAACGAAUAGAUAUGCUUAAGGCAGAGAAAGCCAAAAUAGAAUCAGAGGCGUCCAUGUACCAGAAUCUAGCUGGAAAGAUGGAAUCUGAUCUGAAGAGCCUAUCUGAUGCCUAUAACAGUCUCGAACAGGCCAAUUUCCACCUGGAGAAGGAAGUGAAAGCCUUGAAGAGGGGAGGAGCCUCGACACCGCCAGAUGUUGAGGCAAUAAAAGCAGAAGCCAGGGAAGAAGCCCUGAAGGAGAGUGAAGCAGAGCUGAACGAUUUGCUAGUGUGCCUUGGGCAAGAACAGAGCAGGGUUGAAAAGCUGAGCGCAAGGUUAUUGGAGCUAGGGGAGGAUGUGGAUAAACUACUUGAAGGUGUUGGAGAUGACAUGGGGCUGCCUGAAGACAGCGAGAAGGAGGAAGACUAA